Molecule: messenger RNA, 415 nt
Organism: Emiliania huxleyi CCMP1516
Lineage: Eukaryota; Haptophyta; Isochrysidales; Noelaerhabdaceae
Product: glutamine synthetase
Exons: 3
Cellular component (GO): cytoplasm
Molecular function (GO): glutamine synthetase activity
Source: RefSeq, a predicted model, not a curated record
AUGGCCUUCCCUGUGCUCCCCCCCUACACCAAGUGCGACCUGUCGAUCCAGGAUCGCUUCGCCCAGCUCGACCAGGGCGGCAAGGUGAUGGCCGAGUACAUCUGGGUGGGCGGCAAGGGCGAGCUGCGCUGCAAGACCAAGACGCUCGACGCCCCCCCCAAGUCCGUCGAUGACCUCCCGAUCUGGAACUUUGACGGCUCUUCGACCGAGCAGGCGCCGGGCGAGGACUCGGAGGUGCUGCUCAAGCCGUGCGCCAUCUACAAGGGACCCGUUCCGCCCGGGGAAGCCCGAACAUCCUCGUGCUCUGCGACUGUUUACAGCCCCGACCCCGGACGGGGCCGCGCGGUCCUCGGCGCGGCCAAUUCCCGAACAAACACCCCGCGUGGUACCCCCAACCUCAAAUCAUGGGACAAAG